Gadus chalcogrammus (walleye pollock) is the source of this 8717-nucleotide messenger RNA. It is a transcript of the gene arhgap21b, whose product is annotated as Rho GTPase activating protein 21b. NCBI's taxonomy places the organism in Eukaryota, Metazoa, Chordata, Actinopteri, Gadiformes, Gadidae. The record is from RefSeq and is a predicted model, not a curated record. Bases 435 to 5882 code for a protein of 1815 amino acids. The transcript has 24 exons. Gene Ontology annotation, molecular function: phospholipid binding; protein binding. Gene Ontology annotation, biological process: signal transduction.
UGUGAUUGGCCGCGUGUCUAUUGGAGAACAGAAGGUGGCUCCAGCCAGGAGAAAGAGUGGGGAACACCGGACCCGAUCCCAGCCCCUACUACUAACAGCCGCGUGUGCCUCCCCCUAAGUGGACCUGAAACGACAGCUAAACAAAACGGUCUUACGGAAAAACAAACACGUAUACCGUUCAUCGACAAUGUCGGGAACGCCACGGCAGGAUUUACCGACCCGUUUCACUCGCUUUCAUGGGGAAACACGGCCACUCCACCUUGCCUGCGUCCACUUUUGAACUCCCGAUACCGCAGCGCAGCUGGAUCAGCACAGGAGCCAGAAUGGAACCGUGAAGCGCACUUAGCUGAGCACACGUAUUUCCCUUCCCCACUGCUGGAUCAAUCAUUUUCGAUGUGGGACUUUACGGAUCACAGCAUCUUAACCAAAUUUGAAUGAUGGCAUCGCGCCGGGUCCAUCCCUGCGGUGACGAUGAUGAACGCCAACAACAACCAAGAACUUCUUACUGUGAGCAGAAUGACUCUUUGGAGUGGGCCGACCUUCCGGAGGCGCCUGGAGGGCCCUACCUGUCUGAAGAGGAGGCCUUCUCCUGGCCGGGGCCCAAGACGGUGCGCCUGCGACGCACGGCCAUGGGCUUCGGCUUCACCCUGCGCCACUUCAUCGUCUACCCGCCCGAGUCGACCGUGCACCCUGCCUUCCUGGAGGAGGACCACGGCCGACGAGGGCGACCGAGGAAUAAGAUAGAGCCAAUGGACACCAUCUUUGUGAAGCAAGUGAAAGAAGGCGGCCCGGGGCAUGGAGCCGGGCUGUGCACAGGAGACCGGUUAGUGAAGGUCAACGGCGCUAGUAUCCUCGGAAAGACCUACUCCGAGGUCAUCGCCUUAAUCCAAGACAGUGGUUCCUUUCUUGAACUCUGUGUGAUGCCAAAAGACGAAGACAUACUGCAGCUGGCCUAUUGCCAGGAUGCCUACCAGCGUAGUCACAACCCGUACAGCGGGAAUGCCUGUCACAUACCAGAGCCCCCCCCUCUAUGCUACCCCCGAGUAGACUGUAAGCCUCCGGCCAUGGCCCAGGCCACGGACGCGCCCCCCCCGUCCGGGCAGGCGUGCAGGGGCUCCGUGGCGACCUCGGACCUCGGGUACCGCAAGGAGAUCACGGUGCCGCCGUCGCCGCCGCGCGCCCCCUACCCAAAGAGCCAGCUGGCGGUGAGCCUGCGCAACGACGGCCUGAGGACCGUCGUGGUGCCCCCCGACGUGGCCCCCGCGGGCCGCAUGGGCCCCUCGCACAGGAUGGACUACGCGGACCCCGCCUUCCUCCGGGCCCGGCCCCGGUCGGUCUCCCAGUACCCGGCGCCGCGCAAGGCGGACGUCUACCCCGGGGGGCCCGGCCUGGCGCCCUACGGCCUGGCGCCGCCGCCCCACUUCCCCAACAACCACCAGAACAUAGACUGGCGCACGUACCAGACCUACCGGGAGUACAUCGACAACAAGGGCAUCCACACGCACGCCAGCCGCACCAUCCAGGAGCGGCUGGACAGCCUGCGCGCCGGCGGCCACAACUCCUUCGGCACGGCGCAGCACGCGCCCCCCGCGGGCUGGGUGCCCAAGGGGGUCCGCCGGCGGAGCACCUCGCACGAACGCUCCUACCACGGGCCUCCGCCGCGCUUCCAGGUGCCCCCGCGCAGCGCUUCCCAGGACCGCAUGUGCGGCGCCGAGAGGGCGGCGCAGGCCCGCCACUGGCCGCCCCGCAGCGUGUCCCAGGACGGCCUGGCGCUCAAGGCGCGCUCGCGCUCCACGGACUACGUGGAGGCGGGGGAGCCGGCGUGGCCCGCAGAGCGGCGGGGCGGUGGCGGCGGCGGCGGCUACGGCCGGCCGGACCAGGGCGCGAGGCCCAGCCGGCAGGCCCUCCCCAGGCAGGCCUCGCUCUACCGGCCCUCGGCGGCGUACGGCGCGGGCAACAUGCGGGGGCCCCCGAACCCGGCGCACUACGCUCAGGGGCCCGAGGCCCUCCAGACCCGCUCCUCGCCCAUGCUCGCCGAGCGGUCCUCGCAUCCGGGGCCGUCCGGGCCCCUCGCCGACCAAAGAGCCAAAGCCAACCUCGCGGGACCGUUCCCCCAGCAGGGCCGCUCGCGGGCCGAGACCCUCCACGCCGCCGCCGCCGCCGGGUCGGGCCGCGAGGCCACGGCGCUGGGCUACCGGCCGUCGUCGUACUCGGCCCCCCAGCAGCGGCCCCAGAGGCCCAGCAUCCUGAAGACGGGGCCCCCCCUGCCGCCGCCGCCCCACCACCACCCCCAGAGCCACAUGAACGGCGGGCGGAGCCCCGCGGAGGGCGGGGUGGUCCUCCGGGAGAAGCCCCCCUGCGGGAAGACGCCCAGCCCGCUGCGCCACCCCUCCUACAUCCUGGCGGUGAACGACGACGGGGACCCGGCGGCGGGCGUGGCGGCGUGCUGGCUGCCCAACGACACGCGGCGGGAGAUCCACAUGCGGCGGCUGGACGAGCAGCGGCAGGCCUCCUGCUCCAGCAACCUGGACGAGUCGCUGGACGCCAUCCCCUUCAUCGACGAGGCGGCCAGCCCCAGCGUCGACCGCGAGGUCACUUCCAUCCCUGCUGCGGCGGUGAUAUCGGUGGCCCCGGCCCAGGCCACCGCGCCACCAAGCCCGGCCACGCCGUCGCCUCUCAUUCGACGCCAGCUGUCACAUGACCAAGAGUCCCUCAGAAAUGCCCUGCUGGAGUCCGACGCCGCCGGUAAGACGGAGCGCUCCAAGUCUUAUGACGAGGGCCUGGACAACUACCGGGAAGAGCGUGGACGCCGCGCCUCCGGGAAACACAUGCCUAGCUACCGGGGCCUGAGGAAGACUCUGGACGGUCACAAGUCGGACGACUCGAGCUCGCGGCGGGACUCCUCGUCCGACGUCUUCCCCGACUCUUCCAAAGAAGGCUGGCUCAACCUGCGGCAGCUGCUCACCGAUAAAAGCAAGCGCGUCGGCGGCGGGAUGAAGUCGUGGAAGCAGACGUACGGCGUGCUGCGCGGCCACUCCCUCACGCUGUACAAGGACAAGAAGGAGGGGCUGUCCCACGCCUCCUCGCAGUCGGACGAGGACCUGCAGCCCAUCUGCGUCAAGGCCUGCCUGAUCGACAUCUCCUACAGCGACACCAAGCGCAAGAACGUGCUGCGGCUCACCACGUCGGACUGCGAGUACCUCUUCCAGGCGGAGGGCCGGGACGACAUGCUCUCUUGGAUCCGGGUCAUCCAGGAGAGCAGCAACCUGGACCAAGAGAACACGUCUUUCACAAGCCAGGACCUGAUCAGCAGAAAGAUCAAGGAAUACAACACCAUGAUGAGCGCACCCAGCAGCCGAUCGGAGCCCUCCCCCAAGGCGUCCCGCCAGUCCCUCAGCCUCAAGCAGGCCUUCCUGGGGCCCAAAGGAGAGGGCAAGGGCCACAGCCCCCACUCGCCCAAAACAGGGGACGACAGAAGAUCUGCUAGGGAUGACUCCAGCCCUCCGCGGGACCGGGCCAGCUGGAAGAUGGGCAUCCCGGGCCUCAUGAGGAAGCCCUUCGAGAAGAAGCCGCCCGCCGGCGCCUCGUUCGGGGUGCGGCUGGACGACUGCCCCCCCGCCAUCUCCAACAGGUUUGUGCCCCUGAUCGUGGAGGUGUGCUGUAAGGUGGUGGAGGAGCGGGGCCUAGAGUACACGGGGAUCUACAGGGUCCCCGGGAACAACGCUGCCAUCUCCAACAUGCAGGAGGAGCUCAACAGCAAGGGCAUGAACGACAUCGAUGUUGAGGAGGACAAAUGGCGGGACCUCAAUGUUAUCAGUAGUCUGCUGAAAUCCUUCUUCCGGAAACUUCCAGAACCUCUGUUUACAAAUGAAAAAUAUGCAGACUUCAUCGAGGCGAACCGAGCGGAAGAAGCGGUGGAGCGGUUAAAAGAGCUGAAGAGGCUGAUCUACGAGCUGCCCGAGCACCACUACGAGACUCUCAAGUAUCUCCUCCUCCACUUAAAGAAGGUCGCGGAAAACUGUGAGACCAACAAGAUGGAGCCCCGUAACCUGGCCAUCGUGUUCGGGCCCACGUUGGUGCGCACCUCGGAGGACAACAUGACCAACAUGGUGAACCACAUGCCCGACCAGUGUAAGAUCGUGGAGAACCUCAUCCAGCAGUGCGACUGGUUCUUCAGCCAGGAGGCCACGGAUGAACCCGACACCUCGGCGGACCAGGAGAGCACGGUGCAGUCCCAGCCCGUGCCCAACAUCGACCACCUGCUGUCCAACAUCGGCCGUACGGCGGCCUCGCCCGGGGAGGUCUCAGAUUCAGCAUGCAGUGACUCCUCCAGAUCCAAGGGCCUGUGGGGCCCCGGGAAGGACCAGUGUAGCAGGGAGAUGCUGCGCUCCUCCUUCUUCGUCAGCCGCAAGCGCAAGAAGCCCAAGACCCAGCCCAGCAGCUCCGACGACGACCUGGACGCCGCCUACCCCAAGAAGGAGCUCCCGCCCUCCCCCUGGUCCCCCGGGGGCCCAGCGGGGGAGGCGGAGGGGCCCCGCGGGACGGACCUCGUCGACGCCGCGGACGGGCGGGGCGGCGGCAGCGGCAGCGGCGGCUCCCCGGAGGGGCGAGGGGACGCGGUCGACGGCAAAGACUCGCGCUCCAGCAGCCUGCUGUCGCAGCCGUCCCCCCCGCCGUCCCCCCGGCGCGCCUCGCCCUCCCCGCCACCCCGCGCCACCCCCUCCCCCUACGCCUCCCCCCCGCACUCCCCCGCCCUGGGCUACCCCACCAAGGCGCCGUCCCUCUACGACGACGCCGUGUCGGACCUGGGCACCAUGAACAGCACCAGCUCCCAGGCCUCGGGCCCCCCCCGGGCCAGGCGCGGCCGGGCCCCGGGGCCCCAGCCCCCGGAGGCGGCGGAGGUGUGCUCCAUCACGUCGGACUACUCCACCACCUCCUCCAUGACCUUCCUGACGGGGGCGGAGCUCUGCGCCCUCGGCCCCGAGGCGCGCUCGGUGUCGGGGAGCCGCGGCGGCGGCGGCGGCGGCGGCGAGGACGACGCCGACGACGAACGCAGUGAGCUCAUCAGCGAGGGGCGGGCCAUGGAGACGGACAGCGAGUGCGACCUGUCCGUGUUCACGAGCGGGAAGGAGGAGCCGGCGGCGGAGGAGGCGGGCCCCGCCGCCGCCCAGGGGGCCCCCGAGGCGAUGCGGCCCCUGCCCUUCCACCGGCUGAUCGAGUGCGACACGCUGUCCCGCAAGAAGGCGUCGGCGGCGCGGCAGAAGACGGACAGCGAGUCGUCGCUGGACGCGGCGGGCGAGCCGGGCCGGCUCUCGCGCGUGGCGGCGGCGGCCGGCCGCUCCACGGGCAGCCUCAGCUCCUCGUCGCGCAGCGAGUCGGAGAAGGCGGAGCCGCCGGCGUGGCGGCUGAAGAUCACGGAGCGCCUCAAGUGCCGCCUGCGCACGUCGGUGGACGACAUGUUCGGCGUGGGCGGCCAGCGGGCGGCGGAGGGGGGCCGCGCCAAGAAGAAGAACAUCCGCCGGCGCCACACCAUGGGCGGCCAGCGGGACUUUGGCGAGCUGUCGGUGCUCGGCGAGUGGCAGCAGGCGGGCUCGCGCGCCGAGCUGUCGGCCGUGGACCGCCUGCGGCCCAAGUGCAGCUCGCAGGACUUCUCCAUCCGCGACUGGAUCGCCCGCGAGCGCCACCGCACCAGCAACCCCGAGGUCAGCCUGGACCUGGGGGAGGCCCCGGCGCUGGGCCCGGGCCCCGCCUCCGCCUCGGAGCUCCUCCCCCAGCGCCGGGAGGCCGCGCCCGGCAAGAGCCUGAGCCUGUCGGCCACGGCGCACCCCCACAAACUGUCGGGCGCCCAGGUGGUCCAGUCGCGCUUCUAUCAGUGCCUGUGAGGGGGGGGAGGCCCCGCCCUGUGGUGGGCGGGCCCCUCUAGGGCCCCGUCGGUGUGUGUGUGUGUGUGUGUGUGUGUGAGUGAAUACGUCGCUGAGGCGUGUCGUCUUGGAUCUUAUUAAUGUCCGUGAACGAGCAUGUUGUACUGAACACGUGUCGGCCCUUGUGUGGCCUUGUGUCCGUGAGGGUGGUGCGUGUUUGUCAGUGUUUGUGUGUGUGUGUGUGCGCUUGUGAAUAAUGAUAUCCGCGCACACAGGGAUUGUGGAUCUGUUUCAUUGUCUGGCAUGGGAGAAGAUGUGGUUUCAUAUAUAAAAAAAAAAUUCUAUUUUUUUUUUUCCCAAUGACAAGUGACUGUGGGAUGUGGAGGGAGGAAGGCCCCCGCCUUCGGCUCCAGGUCCCCGUUAUGCUGAUCUGACGCCCCCCCCGGGAGCCCGUCGUGUAUUGACAGAGUCUGGACGGUGAUGUUGAAGAGGGGCUUGUGGAAAGGGUCCUUUUAGUGAGGUUUGAUGAAUAGGCGCUAGGAAGUAGGUAGCUGUAGGAAAGGAAAGUAAAACAUAGGACUGGAAUCUAGCGUUGCAGAGAGAGCGCAUCUAUUUUUUAGUGGAGCAGGAAAGCGAUGGUUGGAGUCGGUGAGUCGUGGGUGUACCAAAUGAAGAAUGUACAGACGUGCUUGCUGUAACGCUGACUAAAAGCUUUAGUUGCUUGUAUUUUUAAAGUGUACAUAUCAUUUUUUUAUGAAUUAAUUGCUCUUUCUUUCUUUACUUGAAGUGUAUUUUUAGUUUUUGGUACGGGGGCUACACAGGCUCCAAAUGAGGAACCCCCCCCCCCCCUGCCUCGCGGUACAAGAUGACGGGAGACACUGGACAUGGGAAAUACUGUUUUUAAAUCCACCCCUCUUUCAUCUCUCAACCCUACAACCCUCCCAGAGCCGCGAACAACGCCUCUGAUAGCAACGUGGUCCGCUUUGGGUGACGAGUCGGUGCGCCCGUGAAUUCGCACGCUCGUCUGCCCCCUUGUGGCCGAAGUUAACAACCGAUCGGAGAGGAAGGAAACGCCGAAACCAUGAAUAAUCAAAAGAGAAAGAGGGCAUGGAUUUCAGAGCGAUAGGAAGUGCCUCUCGAUGAAAUGUUAAGAGUGCCAUAGGGUAUUCUGUUGGGAUACCUUUUUAAAGAUGUGAACUGUGAAUGAUUUGUAUUGUGGACCCACACACACACACACACACACACACACACACACACACACACACACACACACAACAGGUGAUUUAACUCAAUGCCGAGCUUCCAUUCCUGAGGCAUUCCACUCUGGUCUUAACAUGUUUUAUACUCGAUUUUAUUUUGUUUUUCCAUUUUUGGGAUUUUAACAGAACUUGAAUUUUAAAUAUUUGUGUAAAAAAUAAGUAAGUUAAUUGUGUAUAUAAAUGCAAUGUUUUAGCUGCUUUUCUCUUCAUUUCCAUAGAUUUUUUUUUUUGCGGGAUUCUCGUUAAGUAUACAGUAUUGCCAGGUGUGGCUGGGCAGUGAUAGAAAGGUACUGGAGGGCCCGGCCGACAUGCAUUGGGCUCUCCUGAGCUGGACCAUUUGUAACCAAUCUGUGGGCCUCCCCCGUAGGGAGGAAGCGAGGAGGGACAAAGCCUUCGAAAACACUGGAAAUAAACCUUGUCAAUGGCACACGCGUCUCUGGUUCUUUAUUGAGAUGAGGCGCAGUUUGAUCGUGACUCACCUAAACUGGAACCGUGGUUCUUGUUUGCUCCUGAGCGCCACAAGCGACCCAAACGAUAAACGGAACUUUCCCGAGCAGUUCUGAUGCGAUACGUUCAGACAAUCGGGGUCGGUCACUUUUAAAAAUGCUUUAUGUACAAGUUGCGCAAUCACACACAACAAAGACUUGAAACAAUAAGAUUUUAUACAAUUUGUACAACAGCUGACUAGAAACUCACUGACGUUACUAACGUGUGACGUUGGGAGCGGGUUAAGUCUGAACACGGAUCGAAUGAAUCGAUUAACAAAAUGGAUAACGAGCCACUGGGUAGGUACCUCCAAUGUUAAAGGACCGCUCUCGGAUCAGAUAUUGAUCGGCCUUUUUGUCUGGGAGGGAGUCAAGCAAAUCUUCUUGAAAUGUUCUACGAGAAAACCACGCUUCAGCCAGGUUUGCCAGAUUAGGCGGGAAAUCUGUCCCAAUCUGGCAACACUGCCCACUGAGCUAAUUGAUCUACAAUAAUUAAAUGUGUGAGUUGUCUUAACUUAUGUAAAUGUGCACCUCAAUGGAGACCAUUCGUAUUUUUGAGGAAAUUGUGGGUUCUUUAUAAUGAGCACACCCACAUUAAGGCACAGUGACUAAAGUAACACCACAGAUCAGUCAAAACAUCAGGACAGGAAAACAUUUGAUCGGUUUUCUUGGACACAUUUUCGAUUCGGAGCAACAUGACGCAUCAUCCCCUCAUUUUGGUUAGCGGUACAAGUUCAUGUCGCCAGACGACAUCUGUGCAUAGCCAAAACACGACUGUAGGACAACACAUUUCCACACAAAGAAUCACGUACCAGAAGCCAUAAACACGAUAAUCAGAAGGGUUGUGAGUCAACAGAUGCUGUCAGAUUCUUAACGAGUCCGAUCUAAAAGAUGAAGUCGAGGAUGAGAAUCUUCACAUGGGGAUACGUUGUGCUGUAAAGCAUUCUUCUUGGUGUGCGUACUGCGUAGUAGUGUGUCUGUGAGAGGGGAACGCAAAAGGCCUCAGACAAGAUUGUGUUGUUCCUAUACUCGGCCACCAGGGGGAGCGCAAGAAGAGGCUCCUCCAACACUAAAGUCCAUGACAGAAAAAUUACCUAUGGGAUCUAUUGCUA